This is a messenger RNA of Pecten maximus, 1187 nucleotides long. Its product is annotated as cadherin EGF LAG seven-pass G-type receptor 1-like. Gene Ontology annotation, biological process: metal ion transport; cell communication. The transcript is spliced from 8 exons. Lineage: Eukaryota; Metazoa; Mollusca; Bivalvia; Pectinida; Pectinidae. Gene Ontology annotation, cellular component: membrane. Bases 1 to 1161 code for a protein of 386 amino acids. The record is from RefSeq and is a predicted model, not a curated record.
AUGUGUUCAUCUAUCUAUUUAGAACCCAGCGCGUUUGUGUUCGCUAAGCCUGUUUACACUGUAAAUGAAGACGCAGGUGCUAUAACAGUGACAGUGAAUAGGAUUGGAUCAACAUAUGGUGCGGUUACUGUCACUUGGGUAACUACGGAUAUAUCUGCCAAAUACGACAGUGAUUUCCUCAACAAUGGAGGGACCCUGUUCUUUGGCCAUGGUGUUUCAUCAGUGUCCAUCAUCAUCUCUAUUGUUGUCGAUAAGGUUUAUGAAGUAGACGAGAACUUCAAGAUAAUGCUGACAAAGGUGACACCAAACGGUGCAUUGGGAGUUUUGACCACAACGAUUGUUAAUAUUAUAAACGACGAUAAGGCGUGUGGAGGACCUUGUGGAAUUAAUGCUUUCUGCGACAUGCCCUCACAGAAAUGCGUUUGUAACAAAGGAUACAUCAGGUGGCAAGGAGUAUGCGGCCUGCCAUGCGGAGGAAAAUGCUGUGCGUAUUCUUACUGCAGUCCAAAAGACAACAAAUGUCACUGUAACCCUGGCUACAUCGGAAAUCCAACAGAGAAAUGUUACAAACCAUGCAACAAUGCCUGCAAAAAAUAUGCUUUCUGUGGAAGUGACAACAAGUGCCGAUGCAAGACAGGAUAUUAUGGAAACCCGUACCAGGAUUGUCAUCUGCCCUGUCAUGAUCAAUGUCACAAGAGCAAAAACACCAAAUGUGAUAUUCCUUCCCAGAGGUGUGUCUGCCUCCCUGGAUUCUUUGGUAACCCGCUUAAAGGAUGCCAGAAGCCGAGCGUUUUUGUUAUUGCCAAGUCAACCUAUGCUGUCAAGGAAAGUGCUCAGGUAGUAAUUAUCACCGUAAACAGGAUUGGCGCUAGUUCUGAGGCAGUUAAGGUCACGUGGACUGCUACGGAUGUUACUGCUGUCCAUGGCCAUGACUACGUAAACACAGGAGGCAUUCUCUUUUUCGGCAGUGGCGACACAUCUAAGACCAUUUCCAUCCACAUCACUGACGACACGGUUUAUGAACAAAACGAACAAUGCAGGAUUGAAUUGACUCGCGUGACAGAUGGCGGCAUUAUUGGACUUCAACGCAAAGCGAUCGUCAUCAUUGAGAACAAUGAUAGUAGGUUAUCAAUAUUCAUAUUACACCAUACAUGUAUUUGAUACUGGAACUUUUUAUAUUAAAUAGA